AUGUCUUCUCCUCAAGCACCUUCCACCAUGCGAGCCAUGCAGAUCAGCUCCAGUGCUGGAGGCAUUGAGAAGAAUCUCCAUAUCAAUGCUUCAGCGCCAAUACCAAAACGGAAGCCAGACCAACACCUUGUGGAGGUCAUUGCUACGGCUCUGAAUCCUGGUGGGAGAGCGAAUAACCCAAAGGUUCCCGGGACAUCCUGCUAACCUGCUUGCCAGUUGACUACAAGCCAGUGGAAGCUCCCUUGGUCACUCGCUAUCUUCUAUCUAAACCUCACACGCCCGUCAUCGAUUACGUGGGCAAGAUAGUCCAGCCUGCGGACGGCUCUUCUCUGCAACCCGGACAGAUUGUAUUCGGAGGUGCCAGCGUGCACGUGUUGGGAGGCGCACUUGCCGAGUACACCACCUCCAAGAAAACCUCAGUCGCUCCAUUGCCCGAAGGUCUGGAUCCUGUCUGGGGCGCCACUGUCUGUGUCGCAGGCUUGACCGCGUACCAGUCAAUCAGUCCUUGCGUGAAAGAAGGAGAUAGCGUCUUCUUAAACGGUGGCAGCGGCGGCACUGGGGUCUUCGGUAUCCAGAUUGCCAAGGCAAAGGGCUGCCACGUCACGACUACCUGCUCAACUCCGAAUGUGGAGCUCUGCAAGAGCCUUGGUGCCGACGAAGUCAUCGACUACAAGAAAUCAAAUGUGCUUCAAGCUUUGAUCGCCAGCGGCAGGAAAUACGACCAUGUCGUAGACAACGUCUCCGGCCAGCCUGAGCUCUACUUCAAAAUGCACGAAUACACCCGGCCAGGAGCGGUUUGGGUGCAGGUCGGAGCCAAGGUUACCUUGACGGGACUCAAGCAGAUAACCUCCAUGAUGCUCCUUCCUGGAUUCUUGGGCGGUGGCAAGCGUAAGUUUCAGUUCUUCGCCACAGAUCAAAAGACAGAAGAUCUCGCGCAGAUCGGAGCCUGGAUGAAGUCAGGGCAGGUCAAGCCCAUCAUCGACUCCAAAUUCAAGUUCGAGGAUGCACCCAGAGCCUUCGAGAGGCUCAAGACAGACCGAGCGCGGGGAAAGAUUGUAGUAGAAGUUGCGACAGAGUCGUCGUAA
Molecule: messenger RNA, 1085 nt
Organism: Lecanosticta acicola
Lineage: Eukaryota; Fungi; Ascomycota; Dothideomycetes; Mycosphaerellales; Mycosphaerellaceae
Source: the annotation of a GenBank genome assembly